AUGUUAGCAAUCAUUGCCAACAAGAAGUUAGUCUGGUGGUUAGGCAAUCACUUGAUAACCUUAAGGUUUCAGAAUGACCCAGAAACCAAAAAGUGCUUUUCAUUCCUCCCUCCUUUAUUUUUUCCUCUCUCUCUAGAACCUUUUUUGUAUUUGCGAGGGAGAUUGAAAAAAUUGGUAUUCUUGAGGGUAAAUAUCAAUAUGAGCUUAGUUUUUUUGGUAGUUCUUAUUACUAUUGUAUCAUCGUUGGUAAGAAUUGAUGGAGCGGCUGCAGAUGGGUGUGAUUUGUUCCAAGGGAAUUGGGUUUUGGACCCAUCGUACCCAAUGUACAACGAGUCGACCUGCCCGUUCCUUGAAAAAGAGUUCAACUGCGUAAACAAUGGCCGCCCAGACCGAUUCUACCUCAAAUAUAGAUGGCAGCCACAUGGCUGCCACGUUUCCAGAUUUGAUGGUCAAAACUUCUUAGAAAAACUAAGAGGGAAAACCAUAAUGUUUGUAGGAGACUCGCUUAGCCGAAACCAGUGGUUGUCGAUGCUAUGCAUGAUCCACUCGUCAAUGCCAACUACAAAUUACGCGGUCAAUAUCUCCUUGAUUCAAGAUAUGACCACUUAUACCUUUACGGAUUAUAAAGUAAAAGUCAUAUACCAUCACAACUUGUACCUAGUAGAUAUAGUGAAGCAAAGAUUUGGGAGGGUGUUGAAGUUGAAUACAUUGACAGCUGGCAAGUAUUGGUUGGACAUUGACUACUUAGUGUUCAACACGUGGCAUUGGUGGAACCGCAGAGGAGCCAGCCAACCAUUUGAUUACAUACAAGACGGGAGGCGCAUAUACAAGGACAUGGAUCGCGUAGUUGCUUUUGGAAAGGCGAUUGUUACAUGGGGUCAAUGGGUUGAUGCCAACGUUGUGCCGAACAAAACAAAAGUGUUCUUUCAAGGGAUAUCGCCGUCUCAUUACAAUGGGACUGAUUGGGGAGAACCAAAGGCAAAAUCCUGCUCCGGACAAAAAAUUCCUCUUCUGACAUCCACUUAUCCGGGAGUGUCACCUCCGGCAUUGGCAGUCCUUAAGACCGCGCUCAAAGGCAUCAAGAAACCCGUCACUUUGCUCGAUGUUACCAACCUUUCUCUACUACGAAAAGAUGGCCAUCCGUCGUCUUAUGGUCUAGGGGCGGUGGAUUGCAGCCACUGGUGCUUGGCUGGAGUUCCAGAUACAUGGAAUGUUUUACUUUACAACCUUAUGCUUUGAGAAAUUAAAGGAAAAAAAGAUAUUCAUAAUUCAAUUAUUGGAUUUACAUAAAGAAUAAAAUGAAAAGUGAUAAUAUACCAUUAGUAUAAAGAUAACAGCAUUGGGAAUUUAGUGAAUUGGGGGGCAUUAUAUAUUGUAGCUUUUGAGUAGAUACAGUUGCCAUGAAAAAAUAUGGCCAAUAUUCCAUUCUUUUUCAGUUCUUUAUAUAAAGAAAUGAAAUAUAUUCUUACUUGUGUUA
Molecule: messenger RNA, 1477 nt
Organism: Erigeron canadensis
Lineage: Eukaryota; Viridiplantae; Streptophyta; Magnoliopsida; Asterales; Asteraceae
Product: protein trichome birefringence-like 41
Exons: 6
Coding region: 1-1239 (412 amino acids)
Cellular component (GO): Golgi apparatus
Molecular function (GO): O-acetyltransferase activity
Source: RefSeq, a predicted model, not a curated record